Messenger RNA from Hyaena hyaena (striped hyena), 1366 nucleotides. It is a transcript of the gene LY6G6C, whose product is annotated as lymphocyte antigen 6 family member G6C. Lineage: Eukaryota; Metazoa; Chordata; Mammalia; Carnivora; Hyaenidae. The record is from RefSeq and is a predicted model, not a curated record. The transcript is spliced from 3 exons. Bases 516 to 893 code for a protein of 125 amino acids. Gene Ontology annotation, cellular component: protein-containing complex; external side of plasma membrane.
ACCUGCCCUGAAAUCACUCAACUGACUGAGCCACCCAGGAGCCUCUCUAUCUUCAAUUUCUGCUCACAUGUCCCUACAGGGACUCAAAUUUGGCAAUUAAUGUAUGGUACAUUCCAUUGUCCAUUUCCCAGGAAGCAGCAGCUACUGCCACCACAGCCACUGUACUAUCAUAGGGGACUUUGGUGAUGCCUCUUCAGAGAACUGGGCAGGCAGGGCUGUCAGCUGGGAACCAGGAGGGAGGUCAUCCUGAGACCAAGAACCGAAAUGGAGUUGGCCACUAGUUCACCUACCCUCCUCUACCUCUCUCUCCCAUCCCUACUCCCUCACCCAGUUCUGCUUAGUACCUCCCAACUCCUGGUCAGCUGUGUGUAAAUGGAGGAGGGGCCACCAGAGGCAGAGAAGGGAGGGGACCAUUGGGAUUAUAAAUUCCAAAAAGGCCACUCAACUCCCAGAGCCAGAUCCCUAAAAAUCUACUGUCAGCUGCUGUACUUGCUACCAUUCUCAGGAUCCUCAUCAUGAAAGGCCUUCUGCUGCUCACCCUGUCUGCUCUGCUCUGCUGGGUCUCAGCUGACAUUCGCUGUCACUCCUGCUACAAGGUCCCUGUGCUGGGCUGUGUGGACCGACAGUCCUGCCGCCUAGAACCAGGACAACAGUGCCUGACAACAAAUGUGUACCUCGGUAAGAUGUGGGUUUUCUCCAACCUUCGAUGUGGCACACCAGAAGAGCCUUGUCGGGAGAUCUUCAACCAAACCAACCACAAGCUGGGCCUGAGCUAUAACACCACCUGCUGCAGCAAGGACAACUGUAACAGCCCAGCCCCUCGGCCCACCCCAGCCCUGGCCCUUGUCCUCCUGACCUCUUUGGCUGGCCUUGGCCUCUGGCUGCUGCACUGACACUCACUCCAUGGCUGCCCCCCUCCCACGUGCCUUAGCUUGAGCUCAGCCCUGUGUCUCCUUGUCCCCUGGCUCCCUACAACGGUCUCUCCUUAGCUCCCUUUGCUCAGAAAAACAUUUCUCAAGACUCUUCACGUUUCUUUAAUUAGACAGUGGUCUCCUUAUCCAUCCUGCCACCUUACAUUCUCCACUCUGCUUUUCCUGAGUCCCUGCAUAUAUCCCUCUAGACCAUUUCAAAUCUUCCCCAAAUAGAGCUCUCACUUUUCCUCCUGCACUCUACCGUGCCUUACUCGGGGAGCAAUGGAGACCUGGGCCUGAAAUUGCCUUCAGUUCUGUCCUCAGUGAAGGCUCCCAGGAAGGAACUGAUAACCUCACUGUAUGCGGCUGAUUCCCCAAACCCUGGCCCCCAUAUAAACACCAUCCCCAUUCUCACUUCUUUCCAUUUUGAGUAAUAAAUAUCUAUGUCUGAUAAA